UCUGGCAACACUUAGUUGUACGUUUUCAUAGCGGAAAGAUGUUUGAGGAAACGCGCGUGACGAGGAACGUGGUUUCGAAGACAAAGACACUUCAAGUCUCAAGAAUUCCACCAGACGUUGAUGAAGAAGAUCUGAAAGUUUUAUUUUCGUCUUACGGUAAUGUGGUGCGUGUUUAUCGUGGUUUCUCGAAGGAUGUAUUAAACUUACAUUACGGUUUUAUUGAGUUUUCGACUGUGGAAGAAGCAGAAUGUGCGUUAGAGGAACUGAAUGACGAACCACCAUACUAUUUGUCUGUUGAGUUUGCAAAAUAUACGAAGCCUAAAAAAGAAGGGCAAAAUUUUAAAAUGAGAGGUGCAUCAAGCAUACGAGUUACCACAAGUGGUAACAGAAGAGAAGUUGUUUUAUAUGAUCAGUAUUCAGAGCGAGACACGUAUCAAUAUAACGAAAAUGUAUUUAAUCGUUCUAAAGACUAUCGUUUUACCACUAGAGAGAACUUUUCUGAUGAUAUAAUUGCCAACAAAGCCUAUAAGAAUAAUGGUUUGUGCAAUAUGACAGACGAUGAUAGUUUACUUCCAACUCCUGCACCUUACUUUAGAUUCGAUAAAAGACCGUUUGAUUGUGCUCGUACACAUUGUCAUGGUCAUGGAUUUUGUUCGCAUUGCUGCCACAGCAUGCAUUCGUCUAGUGAUCUUUCUGCAAAGCAAAGACAGUAUUGUAUGCGUCAACAUUCUUGUUUUACAAGUAAUCAAAUGUUAGGAGUUGAAUGCAGAAACGAGAUGCAAAGACCGAAAUAUCAGAAAGAAAUGAUUCAGAAUAAAAAUAUUCCAUUGUUUUCAGAAAGGAAUUCACUGCCAAUUCACACUUCUGGUUUAGAUUAUCAGUCUAGGAAACAUUCUGAAUAUAAAUUAUGUAAAAUUUCAUAUGAAGAAAAACUUAAAGCAGCAGCUGAAAAUUAUCAAGUAGGAUCUUUAUUACAGAAAGGUAAAGGGAAUGAGAAUGUUUUCUGGAUACCGAGAAAUUUAAAAAAAUAUCAAUACGAACAAAACAAAAUGCCACAUAAUGUAGAAGUUAAACAACAAUAUAUUUCUAGUGAAAAUAGGGAAAAUGCUGAUCAAAAACAAUUUAGAGCUUAUUAUCAAGAAAAUCCAUUUCAUAAAAACAAAGAAAAGUAUAAUGAAAGAAACAGUGAUAUAAAUAAUAGAAAUCAAAAUCAAAUGAGGAAUGAUCAUUUUAGAAAGAAACAAGUAAAUGAAGAUAGUGGACAUAACAGAAGGAAAGAAAAUGAAGCAAGCCUAAAGAAAGCUAACUUCCAAAAACAAGAUUUGGAUUUUAAAGAAGGAUCUUCAUCAGAAUCUGUAAGAUUACUAAAUCAUAUGGAGAAUAACAAUCUUAAAAUAAAUAACACAGGAUUUCAGAGUCUUAAUAUUAAUACUGAAAUACCAAUAUAUUUAUGUUACGCUAAUAAUCCUGAUGAACUUUGGAUUCAUAAAUUACCUGAAACUAAUCUUGAAGAGUUAUCAAAGGAAUUACAGAUGUACUGUGAACAAUCUGAAGUUUACUUGCCAGAAGUUGGAGAAAUCUGUGGUGGUCUUUAUUCUGUAGAUAACACUUGGUAUCGAGCUAGAAUUGAAGGAAUUGAUGAUAAAGGCUUAUGUGAUGCUUAUUUUGUUGACUAUGGAAAUAGUGAAAUUUUAUCUAAAUACCAUAUUAGACAAUUAAAAAAUGAUUUUUUAAAAUUGCCUUUUCAAGCAAUACCAUGCAAAUUGGUUGGUGUUAAACCUGUAGGAAAUAAUUGGUCUGAUGAAGCAUCAAAAAUGAUUUUAUCCACAAUUUAUUCAAAAGCUAAAAUUAUUAGGAAAUUGAAAAACAAAUAUGAAGUAGAGUUAAUUAAUUGUAAAGGAGAAUCAAUGAGUGAUUUACUGAUAAAACAUAAAUAUGCAAAGCCAGAUAACAAUAUGAUAGUUAACAACUUAAGCGUGAAGUCAGAUAAAUGUAUGAUUUUGAAUAACAAUGAAAAUGUAUCAAAAAUUAAUCUGUCAGAAAAAACAAAGCAUAAUUUUGGCAUACCGUCUGUUAUUGAGAAGUUACCAUUGGAUAUAAGAUUAGAAGCCACAGUUGUAUUCAAAUCCAAGGAUGGUAGUGAUUUCUGGAUUCACCCUAUGGUGAUAGAAGUAUAUGAAAAUUUUAAAAAAUUGACAGUUCUCAAUGAUUAUGGAAAUAAUUAUAUUGAAAAUUACAGACCAAAAGUUAAUGAAGUGGUUGUUGCCCAGUCUCCAGUAGAUGAAAUGUGGUAUCGUGCAUUUGUAAUAAGCAAGAAUAAUGAUGAAUAUUUUGUAUAUUAUUUGGAUUAUGGAAACAAAGAACAUGUAAAAAAAGUUGCUCCUGUUUUACCAGGCUAUGAGAAUCUUCCUUCUUGUAUUAUCCAUUGUUUUGCAAAAGAUUCGUGUUCUAAAAAACUAUACACAGAAAGUAUUGUUGCAGAUGCCUGUCUUUCUGGGAAACUUCUCUCUCUCAAUGAAGAUAAAGUUGAUAUUGAAUUUGUGUUUGAGAAUGAAAGUGUAUAUGUAUCAGGCUAUCCUUGGUAUUAUGAUUUGGAAAUAGAUGAUGUGAAUACUUUUAAUUCUUCCACUGUAGAUAUUGAACAGUCUUUUAACACAAUAUCAAAAGAUGUGAAUAAUGAAGGUUCAGAAUUUAUUAUUCCUUCUGGAAUUGAAGUGUUUAAACCUGGAAUUACAUUGAAAUUGCAAGUAGUCUAUAAUGUUACAAAUAAAGACUUUUGGGUGCAGGCAGUUACAAAAGAAGCAGGUGAUGUUUUGACAAAAUUAGUACAAUUGAAUGAACAAACAAAUCACUGUGAUGAUUGCAGCACUGAAUUAGAGUUAGAUAAAGUUGUUAUUGCUCGAUCUGCUGAAGAUGGAUGUUGGUACCGAGCUUAUGUUACUGGAAGAAGCUCAGGUGGGUAUUAUGUUCGAUUUGUAGAUUAUGGAAAUGAAGAAGAAGUGACAAAGAUUUUGCCUAUUCCAUUAAACAAUUCCUUAUUACCAUCUUAUGCAUUUCAUUGUAUUAUUACACAGCAAUUAUCAGAAGAAGAAGAAAGAAUCUUUAAUGAAUAUUUUGCAAGCAAAUUGCUUGAUGUUAAUGUUUUAUUCUGUGAUGAUGAAAAAAUUCACAUGGAUAUUGUUUUAGAAAAUUGUUGUAUAUUACUUUUUGGAUAUCCAUGGUAUCAUAAUUUGAAAGUAAAUAAGUCACUUAAUGAAACAGCUGAUAGCAUGAUUGUAAAUGAUGAUAUUAAUGAAAAGAAUGAAUACUCAUUAAGAAAAGAAAAUCAAGGAUUUAAUAAAAUACCAUCAGCAAUUGAAACUGUUAAGGUAGGAAGUGAGCUACAUUUAAUUGUAUCAGUUUGCUAUGGCAAUGUAUUUUCAGCAUUGAUAAGCGAAAUAAGUUUAUUUGAAAAGAUAGCUAAUUUAGAAGAAUGUCUUCAUCUUAAAAAUUCUUGUAGUUUACAGCCUGAGUUUAAAAUAGGUGAUCUAGUAACUGCAUUAUCACCAACAGAUAAUUUUUGGUAUAGAGCUUGUAUUGUGAAGUCCUUUGAUGAUUCUUAUUUGGUAUGCUUUGUUGACUAUGGUAAACAUGAAAUAGUAAAAAAUAUUGGUUAUUUAGAAGAGAAAUGUUGUUCACUGCCUUCACCUGCAAUUUAUUGUAAUAUGAAUGCUGUGUCUGCUGAAGUAAAAAGUAAUUUAAAGAAACUAAUAUUACCAAAUGAAGAAAUUAUGGUUAUAUUAAAAGAAAGAAUAGACGACAAUAUCUAUUUAGAACUGAUUGAUUCUAAUAGUAAUGAAAGUAUUUGUCAAAUCAUUGCAUUUCCAUGGAAUUAUGGACUAAGUGAAAAUUUAAACCAUUCUCCUGAGUUAAUAUUUAGAAAUGAUCAUCCUAAAGUAAAUGAUGAUAAACGGAAAACAGAAAACUCCUUAGAAUCAAGUAAAACAGAAGGUAAAAUGAUAGAAUAUACAAAAACUGAGAAUUAUAAGAAUAAUGAUUGUGAAAAUUCAGUCCUUCAAACUGUAACUCCAGUUAAAAUAUACAAUGAACAAACAUCAGCAGAAACUACAGUUAUCACUAAUAAUGUAGAAGUAAAGCAAAAUUAUAUUACAGCAAAAGUAGCUUCUAUUUUGAAAACAUUACUUCCAGAUAAACUGAUUCAUAUUAAUAUUGUUGUAACAUUCCCAGAUAAAUUAGAUUUUUGGGCACUUAUUUUAGAUCAGGAUAUAUUUACAUCACUAACUGAAAUGGAAGGUUCACUUAAAGUAAUGCAAUCAAAUAAUAAUUUUAAUCCUAAUAUUGGAGAUAUUAUUGCUGCUGAAUCUAUUGCUGAUCAUGCAUGGUAUCGUGCAUGUGUUUUAGGUAAAAAAGAUGAUAAAGUAAAAGUUAGAUACAUUGAUUAUGGCAAUGAAGAAUAUGUGACAACUUACAAACCUAUACAUGAUGAACAACUAAAUGUAAUUUCUCCAGUAAUGUAUUGUAUGAUCAUCCAAGACUCUAAAUUUGUUGAUACAGAUAAAUUAAAGGAACUAUUAGUUGUUUCUCAAAGUCUUUUAGCUAAAAUCAGUCAAAGAAAUUCUGAAGAAGUUUAUUUGACUUUAUUAACUGAAGAAAGUGAACCAAUAUGUGACAUUAAAGCAUUACCUUGGUAUCAUAAUCUUACAUUUUUAAAACCAUGUUCUGCAGCAUCUUAUGAAAAUAGUCUAAAAACUAACACAUCAUCAGGCCACAUAAAUGAUUCUUUACAAAUUCCAGCAAUUAAAAUGUAUGAAGAUAUGAAAAAAUUAGUUUUAUCUGAUUUUCAUAAUUAUGAAGUUAAAGUAGUUUCAGUAGAAAGUUAUGAAAAGUUAUUUGUUCAGCCUAUCAAAUUUGAAGAAGAAAUUGCUGAAUUAAUAAGUGAAAUUACACAAUAUUGUGAAAAAUUACCUAAUAAACCUUAUGAUCCAAAAAUAAAUGAGAUGGUAUGUGCAAAAUUUAGUGAAGACAAUUUAUGGUACAGAGGUUGGGUAAUAAAAUCUUUAUCAUCAUUAAAUUAUCUUAUACAAUUUGUAGACUUUGGUAAUGAAGAAAGUGUUGAAUCCAAGUGUUUAAUGCCUCUACCUGACCAAUUUGCAAGCAAGCCUAUUUGUAGUAUCCAAGUGACAGUUUAUAAUCUUCCAUCAUUACUAGAUAUUUCAAAACUGUAUGAACAGCUAUGGAAAAUGAAGAUAGUAAAUAGUCAAGACAAUAUUGUUGAAUUAUUAGAUUUAGAUUCAAAUAAUGAGCAGUUAAAUGCACAGAACAAUAAUGUUAAAACUGAAAUAUGUGACAGUUCAAGCAAGGUCACAGAAAUUUUUCUGUAUGACAAUUGCGAAUUUGUAAAUUUGCCACUAGGUACAGUUGAAAUUAUAAUAACUAGCAUUAUUUCACCAGAAACUAUCUUUUGUAAUUUUGUAGAUGUUAACAAUAUGUCUGCCUUGAAUAAAUUAAAUGAGGAUAUAAAUUUAUAUUGUAGCAAUAAUGCAUUUGAGAACUACCAUCCUAAAUGUGGAGAACUGUGUUUAGCAAAAUAUUCUGUUGACAAUCUGUGGUAUAGAGCAGUUCCUUUGGUAGUUGAUGAAAAAUUGCAAUUAUUGUUUGUGGAUUAUGGAAAUAUUGAAAUUGUUAAUUAUGAAGACACAAGAAGAAUGACAUUGCAAUUUACAAAGAUUCCAGUGCAAGCAAUACACUGUAAGUUAUCAGGAUUAGCAGAACAGACUUGGAGUAUUGAUGUCAUUAACGAAUUGUUGAAAAUAUUACCUCAACAGUGUCUUAUCACUGUACAAGUUCUUGAUAAAAUUAUUUUAAAUAAUAUGUUUAUAUAUGUGAUAGAUAUUCCUAGUGCAAGAGAGCACUUACUAAAGACUGGUCUUGUCAAGCCACAAGCUGAAGACUAAAGAUUUUAUUUUUGUUUUUAACAUUAAUUUUUGCAUUUUAGUUUAAAUGAAACAUAUUUUGUUGAAAUUAAUAAUUUACUAACAAUACUUGUAGUUACAGUAAUAUAAAUUAAAUAUUGUGAUUGUAUAAAAUACUUAUUGCAUCAGAUAUGUUAAAGAAUGAAAAAUAUUUAAAGUAAUUAUUUGUGAUUUUACGACUUGGUAAAACUUCUUACCUUAUUAUUAAUCUAACAAUUGCAUGUUCUUUGUAUUUUUUUUAGUUCAUUUUGUACCUGUUAUUACAAUAUCAACGUUAUUACUUUAUUUUAUACUUUCUGUAGCAAUUAUUUGAAAUGUUUCUUAAGAAUAUCUUAAUAAAUUUGAGGCUGAAUUUGCCGUUUCAAUUUAUU
This is a messenger RNA of Centruroides sculpturatus (bark scorpion), 6343 nucleotides long. Its product is annotated as tudor domain-containing protein 6-like. The transcript has a single exon. The coding region runs from base 39 to 5954 and encodes 1971 amino acids. Gene Ontology annotation, molecular function: RNA binding. Lineage: Eukaryota; Metazoa; Arthropoda; Arachnida; Scorpiones; Buthidae. The record is from RefSeq and is a predicted model, not a curated record.